Molecule: messenger RNA, 630 nt
Organism: Daldinia loculata
Lineage: Eukaryota; Fungi; Ascomycota; Sordariomycetes; Xylariales; Hypoxylaceae
Exons: 2
Coding region: 1-630 (209 amino acids)
Source: RefSeq, a predicted model, not a curated record
AUGGGUAGCAAAGACAACGCAAAGUCAUCCCAGCUUAUGGCUACUACCUGUCCCCGUCCGAAAAAUGGACGGACGCCUUUGCCAGAGGCACCCAGUGUUCUUCGCAAGCGAGCUGCUAUGAACAAUACAACCACCUCUAAGGAUGCCAUCCCCAGCCCUAUCACACCCGGCCUUGAUUCUGAAUCAAUUACCAGUCGCAUCUCCGUUUCCUCUAGUCGUAUGGUCAGCCACAGUUCACAGCCCCCUACCGUUUCCAGAACUUCAACUGCUAGUUCAACGUCAGAAGAUGAGAGCACGAAGCCCUCUGGCUCAGACGACACAGAUGCCUUCAUGUUUGCUGGCGUAAGGGGGCGCGUUAUCACUAUCGAAGGCGAGGAGCGCUUCUUCUGCAUCGAAUGCAAACGACACUACAGUUACUACAGAAGAAGUAUUGCCACCCAUUACAACCAUGCUCACGACCCUUCCUCCAGCUUCUCACGUCUGCGAGCUCCCUUACCCGAACUGAUUCCUUGCUCGGAAGACGGUUGCAGCUCAACCUUUAACACGAAGCAGGCCAUUAUCAAUCAUCAUCGCCACGUUCACGGGUAUAAAGGGAAGUCGGACCCCAUCUUAGCGCUUUACGGCUUCUAA